AUGGAGAGUAGUCAGCAGCCACACUUCGGCGCCGCACAGCCAUCGCUUCCCGCCCCCACGGCGGCAGCGGAGCGGCCGGACUCCACCGCCAUCCCCAUGCCGCCAACUGACGGGGCUGCGUCCUCCAGCAAGCUCUCCGUCCUCGGCCGUUUCCACGCUGGUUAUUUCCGCAUCAGCCUCUCGCUCUGCGGACAGGCCCUCCUCUGGAAGACCCUCACCGAGCCGUCAGUGGCGAACUCCUUCGCCCUCCGCCACGCCGUCCGCGCCCUCCCUUCCGCCGCCUUCCACCUCCUUUGGUCCCUCGCCCUCGCCACACUCGUUCUCUUCUGUCUCCUCUACGCCCUUCGCUGCAUCUUCCACUUUGACAGCGUCAAGGCCGAGUAUUACGACCACGUUGGGGUCAACUAUUUCUUCGCCCCUUGGAUCUCGGGGCUCCUCCUCCUGCAGUGUUCGCCCUUCUUCCUCCCGGGGACGAAACCCUACGUGGCCCUCUGGUGGGUCUUCUCGACGCCGGUGCUGGCCCUCGAUGUGAAGAUCUACGGCCAGUGGAUCACCAAGGGGAAGAAGUUCCUGACCUUGGUGGCGAACCCCACGAGCCAGCUGUCGGUCAUUGGGAACCUUAUAGGGGCAAGGGCGGCAGCGCAGAUGGGAAGGCAGGAGAGUGCCGUGUUCAUGUUCACGCUUGGGAUGUCCCAUUACCUUGUGCUGUUUGUGACGCUCUACCAGAGGUUUGCCGGCAGCGAUGGACUGCCCACCAUGCUCCGCCCGGUUUUCUUCCUCUUCGUCGCGGCCCCCAGCGUAGCCAGCCUCGCGUGGGUCUCCAUAGCCGGCAGCGUUGACACGCCCUCCAAGAUGCUCUUCUUCCUAUCCCUCUUCCUCUUUACCUCUCUGGUGAGACUCUUCUUCCCUCUCUCUCUCUCUCUCUCUUUCUCUCUACUGGGAUUGCCCCUCCAGCCCACGUAGGGGAUCUGGCCUCCGACAAAGUCGUGACGCGACUAUCUGACCCUCCCUCUACUUGUGAGAUAAAAUAUUCCAGGCGACAUCCCCUCAAGCGGAAGAAAGAGACCAUGGAUAAGAAAGCAAAAGAGACAAUCCCAUUGACUAAGACACCAAACGCUCCCUAAAAGGCCAAGGGAAGAAACCAUGAUCUACGGCCAGAGGAAAAUCCCAGAAGAUCGUUCCUAUACUGCAUCAAAGAGACGACUCACAGGAGUUGGCUUCCAUCUAGAGGCUGAGAGAGCUAAGGGAGAGCCCUGUCGAGAGAUAAUCCAAAAAACAACAGAUGCAGCCCAGCAGAGAGAGAGAAAGAGAGAGAGAGAGCUGUAGAUAGAUGUGCCCAGAGCAGGGAAGAAAAGACGCUUUGUGCCGAUAGGACGACGACCGCGGCUCAUCCAAAGCGCGGAGGGUUAAAAAAUAAUCUACGACCGUUGGGGAGGUGCCGAACCAGGAGCCCAAUACUGUAUGGAGCCUUAGGACAUGGUGGAUGGCACAUCCUAAUCAGAUCCAGCCAAUCGCCCCUCUGCAUUUUUGUCCCUCUCGUUCUUCAUCAUCAGUCCCAUUUCGUUUUCUCCAAAGCUCCAGCCGCUCGAUCAUCUGUCGAUGCUUCUCCGCCGAGAUUUAACUAAGGUUUUGGAACAGGUCUGCCGGCUGGGGAUGUUCAAGAGUUCAAUGAAGAAGUUCAACGUGGCGUGGUGGGCGUACUCGUUCCCUCUGACGGUCCUAGCGCUGGCCUCCGCGGAGUACGCUGGGGAGGUGAAGGAUGGCAUCGCCAACUGGCUCAUGCUCGCCCUUUCCGUGCUCUCGACUCUCGUCUUCCUCGGCCUCAUGGUCUCCACUGCCCUCCAUUCCGGCGACCUCCUCCCUGAGGACGACGCCUUCACCGCCACCCUCGACACAUCCUCCUCAUCCUAG
Molecule: messenger RNA, 1911 nt
Organism: Spirodela intermedia
Lineage: Eukaryota; Viridiplantae; Streptophyta; Magnoliopsida; Alismatales; Araceae
Source: the annotation of a GenBank genome assembly